UCCGGCCCGGCUCCCGGCGGCCUCCGGCGCCCGUGACGCCACGUCCGGCGUGUCCCGGCGAGCGGAGCGGCGGCGGCCGCGGCCGAGAAGGCCCUAAGGAUGUCAGACGGGAUCAUGAGCAAAGCGGCCACCAUGGAGAUCCCCAUCAGCAGCAAUGGGGACACAGGCAGCCUGCCCGAGGACGACGGCCUGGAGCAGGACCUGCAGCAGGUGAUGGUGUCAGGGCCCAACCUCAAUGAGACCAGCAUCGUGUCGGGCGGCUACGGGGGCACAGCCGAGGGCAUCAUCCCCACCAGCACCAUGAAAGGCUGUCUUGUCCAGCCUCACGCAGCCCGAGGAGCAUCCAGCGUGUGCCCCAGUGCAGCCGCUGCCCGCAGGAUGGCCGACCCCGAGCAGGCUGCAGGCUCGGGGCUGCACCAGGCGCAUCCCAGCCCCGCGGGUGGAGGGGAGGAGAUCGUGCGUGGCAUCGCUGUGGAGAAGUUUGACAUUGUCAAGAAGUGGGGGAUCAACACGUACAAGUGCACGAAGCAGCUCAUCUCGGAGCGGUUCGGCCGCGGCUCCCGCACGGUGGACCUGGAGCUGGAGACGCAGAUCGAGCUGCUGCGGGAGACCAAGCGCAAGUACGAGAGCGUCCUGCAGCUGGCGCGGGCCCUCACCUCCCACUUCUACAGCCUGGUGCAGACGCAGCACGCGCUGGGGGACGCCUUCGCCGACCUCAGCCAGAAGUCACCAGAGCUACAGGAGGAGUUUGGGUAUAACGCGGAGACGCAGAAGCUGCUCUGCAAGAACGGGGAGACCCUGCUGGGCGCCGUCAACUUCUUCGUGUCCAGCAUCAACACACUGGUCAACAAGACCAUGGAGGACACGCUCAUGACGGUCAAGCAGUAUGAGACAGCCAGGCUGGAGUACGACGCGUACCGCACGGACCUGGAGGAGCUGAGCAUGGGCCCGCGGGAUGCCGGCACCUUGAGCCGCCUGGAUGCAGCCCAGAGCCACUUCCAGAGCCACAAGGACAAGUACGAGAAGCUGCGGGCGGAUGUGGCCAUCAAGCUCAAGUUCCUGGAGGAGAACAAGGUGAAGGUGAUGCACAAGCAGCUCCUGCUCUUCCACAACGCCAUCUCCGCCUACUUCGCGGGCAACCAGCAGCAGCUGGAGCAGACGCUCAGGCAGUUCAACAUCAAGCUCAAGCCCCCGGGCGCAGAGAAGCCGUCGUGGCUGGAGGAGCAGUGAGCACGGACACAGAUCGGGACGGGGCCCCAGGAGCCGCCGUGACCCCAGCCCAGGGACCCCCCCGGCCCAGGGACCCCCCCGCCGCGGCCGGGACACCCCAGAACCCCUCGGUCCCCCCUGCCCGGCGCAGGCGCGUCAGGGUCCAGGGAGGGGUGGUGCUGGGGGGCUCCAGGAUCACCCCGUGCUCCCCUGGAUGAGCCCUGUGAGCCCCAGGCCAGGCCCCUGCGUCCCCCCCAGCCUGUAGGGUGCCCCUGACCUCCCCCCGGGCACUGGUGGCUGCUCUGGGGGCACCCGGGCUCUGAAGGACCCACAGAAACAUGCGUGUCCCCUUGUCACAGGACACACGCACACAUCCCCUCAGCAGAACACACUGACACGCGUCUGUCCCCUCCCGCAGAACA
This is a messenger RNA of Neopsephotus bourkii (Bourke's parrot), 1631 nucleotides long. RefSeq names its product ADP ribosylation factor interacting protein 2 (gene ARFIP2). Gene Ontology annotation, biological process: intracellular protein transport; regulation of Arp2/3 complex-mediated actin nucleation. Gene Ontology annotation, cellular component: trans-Golgi network membrane. The coding region runs from base 100 to 1230 and encodes 376 amino acids. The transcript has 10 exons. NCBI's taxonomy places the organism in Eukaryota, Metazoa, Chordata, Aves, Psittaciformes, Psittacidae. The record is from RefSeq and is a predicted model, not a curated record. Gene Ontology annotation, molecular function: phospholipid binding; protein domain specific binding.